AUGUCUCCUAUCAAAUGGCGAUUCAUGCGGCGAUGGAGCUUAAAGACUUCAUUUUCGAGAGUACAACCCAUCGACUGUCUUAAGUCAUAUGUGAACGGAAUGUGGGACCUACACCAUCACCUUCUCAGUGGGCUGGAUUCCCUUGUCAUUCUCUCAUCUUUUGCCAGUGUGGCUAGCUCUCCGGGUCAGUCCAACUAUACAACCGGAAACACCUUCCAUGACGAGCUGGCCAAAUACCGACUCAGGCAGAGAGAAAAUGCAGUAUCCCUGGACUUCAGUAUGUUCCUACACGAGGAAGAAGCUGCUAAACGGUCGUCCCAGAUCCGCUCCGUCCUAGAUUUAGUGCAGCCAGGGGUUAUUGCUUUACUGGAACACUACUGCGACAAGCGACAUGUCUAUCGGAUAGACUCUCUUAUCGCCGUGGAGAUGCGAACUUUCCUGCUUGAGAUAAGCUCUAUUAUUGAUUGA
Aspergillus nomiae NRRL 13137 is the source of this 468-nucleotide messenger RNA. RefSeq lists its product as uncharacterized. Bases 1 to 468 code for a protein of 155 amino acids. NCBI's taxonomy places the organism in Eukaryota, Fungi, Ascomycota, Eurotiomycetes, Eurotiales, Aspergillaceae. The record is from RefSeq and is a predicted model, not a curated record. Gene Ontology annotation, biological process: secondary metabolite biosynthetic process; fatty acid biosynthetic process. The transcript has 2 exons. Gene Ontology annotation, molecular function: fatty acid synthase activity.